Messenger RNA from Lolium rigidum, 1320 nucleotides. RefSeq names its product esterase AGAP003155-like. The transcript has 6 exons. The record is from RefSeq and is a predicted model, not a curated record. The coding region runs from base 1 to 870 and encodes 289 amino acids. NCBI's taxonomy places the organism in Eukaryota, Viridiplantae, Streptophyta, Magnoliopsida, Poales, Poaceae.
AUGGCCGCGGCAGCUCAACUACAUCAUCCCAUCACCUUCAGUUCGACGAGCAACGCUCGCCACCUACCCACCUCCGCCCCGUCGCUCUCGCGCCGUCGCCCUCGACAGCCGCGUAGCUGCCAGGCCCGGCGGCUUCUAGCGCUCAGCGGCGAGGAGGGGGACGACGUCGGGGCGACGAGGCAGCGGCCGGCGCUGCCGCGGUUCCUGUGCCUGCACGGGUUCCGCACCAGCGGGAAGAUCAUGCGGAGGCAGGUGGAGGACAGGUGGCCCGCCGAGGUCACCUCCCGCCUGGACCUCGCCUUCGCCGACGCGCCCUUCCCCGCCGCCGGCGAGUCCCCGGUGCGCGGCGUCUUCGACCCGCCCUACUACGAGUGGUGCCAGUUCGUCGGCGAGGAUUUCCUCAGGUGCAGCAACUUCAGCGAUUUCUUGGCCAACAUCGAGGAGCUUAUGGUCAGAGAAGGGCCGUUCGACGGAUUGUUCGGUUUCUCUCAGGGCGCUCUCCUCUCAGCAGCCCUUGUUGGGCUCCAGGAACAAGGGCUCACCUUGAGCAGAGUUCCUAUGGUGAAGUACGUCAUAGUUAUAUCCGGUGGGAAGAUCCAGUCGCCGGCAUUGGCCGCGAGGGCGUACCACACCAAGAUCAAGUGCCCUUCGCUUCACUUCAUUGGAGACAAUGACUUUACGAAAACCCACGGCGAGGAGCUGGCAGACUCAUUCGUGGAUCCACUUGUUCUACGUCACCCGGCCGGCCACACCGUUCCCAGACUUGACGAGAAGGGUCUCCAAGGGAUGCUCAACUACCUUGACAAGGUCGAAGGGGAGGUGUUGGCGCGGCAUACUUCAAUUGGUGUCGAUAACAACUCCACUUCAUAAUUCUAUAUGAGAUGUGAACAUCAUGGUAGGGCGAUGUAUUAUAGGCUGUUGCAGUUUUCCGGCGAUAGUGCUAGAGAUUUCUAUGCUCUAGAACACUAUCAGAGGUUAACUACAAAAGGAAACACGAAUCCGAUUUCAUUUGUAUUUUCUUGAGCAUUUCUUUGGACUUUGGGAUGGCGGGGAAUGGGCUGAUGGGUGCUUGAUCCAGCUCCGAUAAGCCUCCGGGAAAGCGCGGAUUCAUGAUUGCCAAGCCCGAGUCAGUGAAGGAUGCUGCCUCAGUUCUUGAUGGUCAAAGGUUAGCGAAAUCAAGUUUUUCUGAUGUUGCAUGUGGUGUUUGACACGUUUCAGGUGUUUAUGUUGUUUGUUAUGUAUGCAUAAGCCACAUGUUGCAAAGAUUCUAGUUGUAUGCUUCAGGAUGAUUCUCAUGGUGCAAAUGUGUUUCCUUGUUGU